Molecule: messenger RNA, 10165 nt
Organism: Patella vulgata (common limpet)
Lineage: Eukaryota; Metazoa; Mollusca; Gastropoda; Patellidae
Product: brefeldin A-inhibited guanine nucleotide-exchange protein 1
Exons: 40
Coding region: 268-5643 (1791 amino acids)
Biological process (GO): regulation of ARF protein signal transduction
Molecular function (GO): guanyl-nucleotide exchange factor activity
Source: RefSeq, a predicted model, not a curated record
UUAUGUAUUACACUGAUUGAAAAUCACCAAUACUCUUUAGUUGGUUUGAACUUAUACUUGUAAAUGUAACGGUUCAUCGUGUCCACGGGUCUAGAUUGUGGGAAGAUGCUGCAUUGCCAUUGCAAAAUGCACAUAAAUGUCACGUGACCUCCAGCAUGGCGGAUGUUGCGGUGGACAAAUAAAUAAUUGGAGGUGUGACAUACAUCGUUUAGGCUAAAAUGUAACCCAAUUUCUUAUGUUUAGCGUGAAAUUAAUUCUUGAAAGAAAAUGUUUUUGACCAGAGCUUUAGAAAAGAUUUUAUCUGAUAAAGAAAUAAAGAAGGCACAUCAUUCCCAGUUGAAAAAGGCUUGUGAGGUGGCACUUGAUGAAGUGAAGAAUGAUUCUAAAGUACAAAAUGUUUAUUUCAGUCCGGAAGUUGAAUCAUCUUCUGCUCUUCCUCAGCCAAAACGUCCGGGAGUUGUAGCUGCAGAUAAAUAUUUCCUACCAUUUGAAUUAGCAUGUCAAUCAAAAUGUUCUCGUAUUGUAAAUACAGCCUUGGAUUGCCUUCAGAAAUUAAUAGCAUAUGGACAUCUGACUGGAAAUGUUCCUGACAGUACUUCUCCAAAUAAAAGGUUGAUAGAUAGGAUUGUAGAGACAAUAUGUGGUUGUUUUAACGGUCCACAGACAGAUGAAGGUGUUCAGUUGCAGAUAAUAAAGGCAUUGUUGACAGUUGUAACAUCCAAUAAUUGUGAGAUACAUGAAGGCACUGUUCUCCAGACCGUUAGAACAUGUUAUAAUAUAUAUCUUGCUAGUAAAAACCUGGUUAACCAGACCACGGCUAAAGCGACUCUAACUCAGAUGUUAAGUGUAAUAUUUAUUCGUAUGGAAUCACAAGCUGAAAAUGAUAAAAAGGAAGAAGAGAAGACAAAUAGUGUAAGUGAGAAAGACACAUCAGAAAUACCUAUAAUCAAUAUUGAAAAAGAACCAGAUUCUAAUGAAAUAAAGACAACUGAAGAUGAUGGCAAUAAAACAGGAGAUGAAGAGGACAAAGGAGAGAGUGAAGAAAAAACUGAGAAUGGUGAAGAAGAAGAAGAAAGUAGUGAAGAUAUAGUACGCUGUAUAUUAGAUGAUAUAAUAGAUCAAGUGACAGAUGCCAAAACUGAGGAGGUUUCUUCUAAAGAUUCAAAUGUCUCUCCAGAGGGUAAAAGUUCUGAGGAAACAUCACAAGAAAGCCCAAAGGCAACAACCCCUGUGACCCCAACUACCCCUCUUCCUUCAGACCCAACAAGAGGUGGAGGGUUAGCGAGGAUGACAUCAGAUGAUAAUAUUGAUGUAGAGGUCUCUGAAGGUCCAGAUCAAAUGCAUGGAGCAUUUAGUCAUAUUUUACAAAAAGAUGCUUUUCUUGUGUUCCGAAGUCUGUGUAAAUUAUCCAUGAAACCAUUAGCAGAUGGCCCACCUGAUCCAAAAUCUCAUGAAUUGCGCUCAAAGAUUCUGUCACUACAGCUUCUGUUAUCAAUACUGCAGAAUGCUGGUCCAGUGUUCCGUACUAAUGAGAUGUUUAUUAAUGCCAUAAAACAAUAUCUUUGUGUAGCAUUGUCUAAAAAUGGUGUCAGUGCUGUUCCAGAUGUUUUUGAGCUGUCAUUAGCCAUUUUCUUAACUCUUCUCUCCAACUUUAAACAACACUUGAAAAUGCAGAUUGAGGUAUUUUUCAAGGAGAUAUUUUUGUAUAUAUUAGAAACUCCUAGCAGCUCUUUUGAACAUAAAUGGAUGGUUAUUCAGGCACUAACAAGAAUAUGUGCUGAUGCCCAGUGUGUUGUAGAUAUAUAUUUGAACUAUGAUUGUGAUUUAGCAUUAGCUAAUAUAUUUGAACGACUGGUAAAUGAUCUGUCCAAAAUAGCGCAAGGUAGACAUGCCAUGGAACUUGGAGCUACACCAAACCAAGAAAAGAGUAUGAGAAUAAAAGGAUUAGAAUGUUUGGUAUCGAUAUUAAAAUGUAUGGUAGAAUGGAGUAAAGAUCUUUAUAUUAAUCCUCAUUCACAAUCCAAUCUUGGACAAGACAAUAAACCAUAUACAGAAACAGACAGUGAUUCUGGUAAAGGUACUAUGACUAGUUAUGGUAGUUCUAAUUCUCUUAGUUCUAAUAAUAGUACACCAUCUACAGCUGUACAUGUCACUGACAACCCAGAACAAUUUGAAGUGAUUAAACAACAGAAAGAAAUCAUGGAGAAUGGAAUAGAAAUAUUUCACAAAAAACCUUUGAAAGGUUUAGCCUAUUUACAAGAACAAGGCAUGCUGGGGAAAUCACCAGACGACAUUGCAGAGUUAUUUCACUCUGAAGAGAGAUUAGAUAAGACUGCCAUUGGAGAUUUCCUUGGAGAAAAUGAAAAAUUUAAUAAAGAAGUUAUGUAUGCUUAUGUUGAUCAAAUCAACUUCUGUGAGAUGGACUUUGUAUCUGGUUUGAGGAAAUUCCUGGAAGGGUUCCGAUUACCUGGAGAGGCUCAGAAAAUUGAUCGAUUGAUGGAAAAAUUUGCUUCACGUUAUUGUGAAUGUAACCAAAAUACUGAGUUAUUUGCUAGUGCUGAUACAGCUUAUGUGUUAGCAUAUUCUAUCAUAAUGUUAACAACUGAUCUCCACAGUACACAGAUUAAACGUGAACAUAAGAUGACAAAAGAACAGUAUAUCAGAAUGAAUCGUGGUAUAAAUGAUAGUAAAGAUUUACCAGAAGACUAUCUUGUUGCUAUCUAUGAUGAAAUAUCUGGUAAUGAGAUCAAAAUGAAAACUGGUGGCCAAAAACCGAGUAAAGUAACCAAAGAUAUAACCAGUGAUAAACAGAGACGAUUAUUAUACAACAUGGAAAUGGAGAGUAUGGCCCAGGCAGCAAAAGCUUUAAUGGAGAGUGUCAGUCAUGUCAAAUCGAAUUUUACAAUUGCUAUGCAUUUAGAACACGUACGACCUAUGUUUAGAAUGGCAUGGACACCAUUUUUAGCAGCAUUCAGUAUUGGUCUACAGGAUAGUGAUGAUUCAUACAUAGCUACUUAUUGUUUGGAUGGUAUUAGAUGUGCCAUCAGAAUAGCUUGUAUAUUUCAUGCGGAGUUAGAGAGAGAUGCUUAUGUACAAGCCCUAGCAAGAUUUACAUUACUCACAUGUGCUACACCAAUUACAGAGAUGAAAUCUAAAAAUAUAGAUACCAUUAAAACUCUUAUAUCUGUUGCUCAUACAGAUGGCAAUUAUCUGGGAAAAUCUUGGUUAGAGAUUUUGCGAUGUAUAUCACAACUGGAACUGGCUCAGUUAAUUGGAACAGGAGUUAAGACUAAAUAUAUAUCUAAUCAAGCCAGCCAGACAUCAGCAGGACAUCCAAUAGAGGCCUUUGAUCCAGAAGUUAUAGCUAGAGGAGGUAUACAGAAUCUAGAUCGUCAAAGAUUGGCUCAUUUUCAUGAAACAGUAGGUGAAACAAGUUCACAGAGUGUAGUUGUUGCAGUUGAUAGAAUAUUUACUGGUUCAGUUAAACUGGAUGGUGAUGCUAUUGUUGAGUUUACAAAAGCGUUAUGUCAAGUAUCAAUAGAUGAAUUAGCCAGUUCAUCACAUCCUAGAAUGUUCAGUCUACAGAAGAUAGUAGAGAUCUCCUAUUAUAAUAUGGGACGUAUCAGGCUACAGUGGUCUCGUAUAUGGCAAUAUCUUGGAGAUCAUUUCAACAAAGUAGGCUGUAAUCCUAAUGAAGACAUUGCCUUCUUUGCGGUGGAUUCUAUUAGACAGUUAUCAAUGAAGUUCAUUGAGAAAGGAGAAUUUUCUAACUUUAGAUUUCAGAAAGACUUUUUACGACCUUUUGAACAUAUUAUGAAGAGAAACAGGUCUCCAACUAUUCGUGAUAUGGUUGUACGUUGUGUUGCUCAGAUGGUCAACUCACAAGCAGCUAAUAUUAAAUCUGGAUGGAAAAAUAUUUUUAGUGUUUUUCAUCUGGCCGCCUCCGAUCAUGAUGAAGGAAUCGUAGAACUUGCUUUCCAAACAACUGGAAAAAUAAUCUCGAGCAUAUUUGAAAAGCAUUUUACUGCUAUAAUUGAUUCAUUCCAAGAUGCUGUAAAAUGUUUAUCAGAGUUUGCAUGUAAUGCUGCUUUUCCUGAUACUAGUAUGGAAGCCAUUAGAUUAAUCAGAAACUGUGCUAAAUAUGUGGCUGAAAAACCCAAUAUGUUUAGAGAACAUGCUGGUGAAGAGAUGAAUGUACCAGAAGAUGAUCGAGUUUGGGUUAAAGGCUGGUUCCCCGUCCUAUUUGAACUGUCCUGUGUUAUAAAUAGAUGUAAAUUAGAUGUUAGAACAAGAGGUUUGACUGUGAUGUUUGAAAUAAUGAAAACCUAUGGUGAUACGUUUCAACAACAUUGGUGGCGUGAUCUAUUCCGUAUUAUAUUUAGAAUAUUUGAUAAUAUGAAAUUACCAGAACAACAAAGUGAGAAAUCUGAAUGGAUGACAACAACAUGUAACCAUGCUCUAUAUGCUAUAGUAGAUGUUUUUACCCAGUAUUAUGAUAGUUUACAUGAUAUACUAUUACUAGAAUUAUACCAGAUGUUACAUUGGUGUGUACAACAAGAUAAUGAACAGUUAGCCAGAUCAGGAACCAACUGUUUGGAGAAUUUAGUCAUAUCUAAUGGUAAUAAAUUUUCAUCCGAAGUUUGGGAUAAAACAUGCUCUUGUAUGUUAGAUAUCUUUAAAUCAACCAUUCCUCACAGUUUAUUAACAUGGCACCAAGAAUCUGAGUCUAAUGAAUCUCCCAACCUGGUAAAACAAGAUACUCUGAUGGAAAAUGAUGCAACAUAUAAUCACGAGAAUGGGGAUGCAAGAUCAGUUAAUUCAAUGGAUUCUAGUAUGGAUAGUAAUAAAUUAAAACGUGCUGAUAGUAUUGUUAGUGUUAAUAGUAUCAUAUCUCUUGAUUCUAGAGACACAAAAAUACCUCGUUCAAAGAUCUCUACUGAUGUAAAGUUAUUUCAAGGGUUAUUAAUAAAGUGUGUAGUACAGUUAGAAUUAAUACAGACCAUAGAUAAUAUCGUAUUUUUCCCUGCUACAAGUAAAAAAGAAGAUGCUGAAAAUUUAGCUCUGGCACAGGCAGAAAGCGAAGAUUCACCGUAUUAUGACGCAGGUCAACAACACGAAGAUCAAGGAAUGUAUCAAUUCCUCAACUCAGCUCAGUUAAUACAUCUUGUAGAUUGUUUAUUAGAAUCACACAGAUUCGCUAAACAAUUUAACUCAAAUCAUGAACAAAGAAAUGUUCUGUGGAAAGCAGGUUUUAAGGGUAAAGCCAAACCAAAUCUAUUGAAACAAGAAACCCAGAGUUUAGCAUGCUUGUUUCGUAUUUUAUUCCGUAUGUAUAAUGAUGAGUCUAGAAGAGAUGCUUGGCCAGAUGUCGAGAAAAAAUUACUUGGUGUGUGUCAAGAUGCAUUAGAAUACUUUCUAUCAUUACAAUCAGACAGUCAUCGGGAAGCAUGGAGUAGCUUAAUGUUAUUACUAUUAACACGUUUACUUAAAAUGUCUGAUCAAAGAUUCCGAGUUCAUGCAGCUGUGUAUUAUCCACUACUUUGUGAAACUGUUAUGUUUGAUCUAAAAUUAGAGAUGAGAUCCAUAUUGAAGAAAUUUUUACUGCGCGUUGGUCCAACAUUUAACAUCGUAUCCUGUUGUUAAAGUCCUACAGUAUACAUUUAUUUAUUUCAUAUAUUUAAUUAUGUCAUAUAAUUAUAUUAUUCUUGUUUGUAUAUCUUAUUCAGAAAUAACACUGAUAUUCAGAAAAGUGUUGAUUCGAAAACAAAAUUAUUUGUCCCUAAAUUUAUAUCAUGUCUUGUUAAUAACGAUUUUGAUGCAGUAGUGUUAUAUAAUUUUAGAAACUUGUAAAAACAUAAAGAAAUACACAUGGAAAAUUAAAUUUUUAUGUCCAAAUUUUAUAUUUACCACUACGAAACACAUGGUAUUUCAACCAGGGCUUUUUUUAAGGUAUGUUAAUUUGUGUUCAUCAAAAUACAAAAUUGGAUCUUUCAGUUGGAAAUAUCGCAGUUAAUUAUGAAUCGAAAUCGAUAAAAGAUUGUUUGCAGCGUAUCCUAUAGAAUCACCCAUUCCUAUGUACCUGUUUUAUAUGUAAUUUGGGAAUGUAUAAUAUGAUUUUUAAUCCGGGGUGUUAAUAUUAAAGAAUAAGAAUAGUAUUGUAUAUUACAAUAAGGGUUUCAAUGGAAAACUGUAUGAUUAUAUUAUAGAGCCUAAAUUUAUAAAAGGUUGAUGUAAGAGUAUUAUAGUGAUUGGUAUUAUAAGGUAUUUCAGCGAAGGGAUCAGAAUGGUGGCAAUAAGAGAACUUGGAUAAAAUAAAAUAACCAACAUAAUGUAUCAUAAUACAUGUAAAUAUGUUCUAUAUACAAAUUUAUCUAGAUAUACUACUUUAAAUAUCUAAUGUAUAAAUAGUUUACUUAAUAUAUCAAUUAUAAAUUGAAUUUAAUAUAUUAUCAAUUAAUAUUCAGAUUAGUCAUUCUUCUUAACACACUUGUGCAUUCUUUUCUUUUCUGCUUUUCCUGCUAGUUCAUAUAUUUUUGUCAAACUUUAUUCUGAAAUAAUAUUUAUGGAAAAAAAGCUUCUAAUUUAUUUGGGCAACUAUUUCUGAUGUAGAUUCUGACAUAAUUUACAAUAAAAGCAACCCAUUUCUUAUAAAUUAUAAAGAUUCAUAGCUAAGCAUGAUGCAACAUUCCAACAUAUGUAUAUGGUAUAUCAUUGCGUUCUUACAAUAGAGAUGGUUUCUUUAUUGAAACUGUGAUAUGUACACAAUGCAGUUUACAACUCAUGAUGUAGAAAAGCAUAAACAACCACAUGGAAUAGCAAAACAUUUAUACUACAAUAAUAUUUUGGGUUUCAUAAUUUUGUAUUCAAUUCCCCUUUAUAAUUGACUCAUUUUCCCAGACAGUAAACUGAGCAAAGGCAUGCAGAUGGGAUCUACUGUGUGUAUGCCUACUAUAUUGAAUUUUGUUUUUACAGAAUUUUAUAUCUUUGCUUUGGAUGGAAAACUGAAAUUAACCGACAGAAAUUAAAAAAUGUAUGAACACAGCAAUGUAUUUUAUUAAACUAAUUUAAAUUACUGUUAAAAAUGUUAUUUAAUUCAUAAUUCCUUUCUUUUCUUUCCCUGUUACUAAAAUUAUUAAUUGUUUUUAAAUUAUUGAAUAUAUUAGAAGAGUAGCAUGUAUUUCUCUCAUUAUGUUAUAAUAUUUCAUUUGUUUUGUUGAGUAUUGUGUUAGCAUAAGAGUUUAAAGGGUUAAGUUUGUGUUGAUAUUUUUGUGUAAAUAUGGGUGUUUAUAUUUUCAGCAUAUAUUUUUCAUAUUCAUAUUUAAUCGGCUUUUCACAUUUCUAUAAUAUUUGUGUCGUAAUUAAGUGGUGCAAUGAUGUGAUAUACAUGUAUUUCAGUAUGAAUAAACCUAUAUUGCCAUCCAUUAUUAUAUAUAAUAAAGACAGAAAUAUAUUGUAUAGAAAUCAGUAUAACUAGGUAGCAUACAUUUAUAUCUACCAAUAUACAACUUAACAUCCACCCUUGCUUGGCUUACAUUUUUCCAAAUCAUUUUUUAUCCAAAUUCUUGGAAUGUUUUCUUAGUAACAUUUUAGUCAAAUGUUUGGUUUGAUUGAAUUUAGAAAAUUCUAACAUAAAAUUUGAUAUUUAAAAGUAGAAAUUGGUGUCAACUUUGGCUGUAGGUCUGUCCACAAUUCUUGUCAACACUAUAGAUCAGAGUUUUUGAGUGUUGGUUUCUUCCAAACUUCCUGGGAUUGUCCAGCUAAUCUUAACAGGAACACUACCAAAAUUCAGUCUACAGGUGGGAAUUUAUUAGUUUUUCUUUUUCAAACUUGCUGAGAUUGUUUGGCUAACAAUAAGAAGGAAACCUAUUAUAUCAAUAUUCAGACUUCCAAUUAAUUUUUUUGCAUAGCUAUUGCCCCUGAAAAAUUAAGAGCUACCGUUCAAAAUGCUGCUUGUGGGCUUAUGCAUUAAUUGCCUGACAAUACUUUUUUAUUAUUAUUUUAUUUACAAGUAGAAUCCAAGUUUUUUUCAUAAACUUUAGUUUUUGAAGUAGGCAUUUAAAUCUGAAGUAGCUAUUCGAUUAGACAUACUUAAUUAUAUGGGUAUUGUAAUAAUUAUUUCAUAUUAAACAAAGAGAUUGUAACAAUUUUUUUUGUGUGUUAGACAUGGGGAUUGUAAUAAUUAUUCCAUAUAAGGACUGUAAUAAUGAUUUUAUUUAACAAAUUUUUGGUAUUUUUCAAUUUAUUUGGUUACAUAUUAUUAAGAUAGUUAUAAAAUAAACUACUGGCUAUAUUAGAAUAUAAUGUGAUAUGUAUAUUAAUGUAAAUCUAAAUCAUUGCAUGUUAAGUUGCUGUCACCUAAUAUCAUUUACCAGUCUGCAGUCUUUUAUACACAAACUAACCAUUACAGAGUGGGACUGGUGUGUUGAUCAUUUAAAUUGUACAAAAAUUGGUGAAUAUUGUAAUAAUAGACAUCUUUUAUAGGCUAAUUUCUCUAAUAUAAAAUAGAUUUUGGGUAUGUUUCCGCCAUAGUAAAUCAUAUUUUCACAGGAAUGUAACGCCUGUCAGAGUAUUGGUAUGGAAUUAAAAGUAUUCCCAAAACCUGAAUCUUAAUUUUAACAAUUCUUAAAUCCAAAGGGCAAUUGUCAUUCUGACACAUUACCACCAGCCAGGUGCUUUGGUUGCUGUAUUACAGAAAUUAAAUGGUCUUUUGCCUUCCAGUGAAAGAACUUUAGUUUAUUAUGUUUGGAGUUCUUAAAUUUGUAGAGCAGGAGCCCAGGGGGUUAACCUAGCUGAAUAGUGUACCAAUUUUCCCCUAUAUGGUAUCAAUGUAUGUAUAUCUGGUAUCAUCAGAAUGUAAGUCUGCCGGGUUUCUGGUGGUGGGUGUGGUAUUCCACGCUCUAAUUGCCAUGAUCCCCGACUAGGCUAGAUUAGCUCAAAAGUGUACCACACGAAAAUCUUACUGCAGUAUACCGUACAUUUUCAGAUAUUACAAAAACACUCUGACAGACAUUUCUAGUGGUGGAGUACCCCUGACAGAGCUAUGUAAUUGCCAGACAUUUGUAGUAGUGGAGUAUCCCUGACAAGAGUUAUCUAAUAUUUAGACCAAAGCUAGGCUAGAUUAGCUGAAAUCUGUACCACCUAAAACAGCUUUGGAGUUUUUCAGUACCACCACAGGAAUCAUGAAUGACCACUGGCAGACAGGUUUUGCGGUGGGUUGCCCCUAACAGACACGCCCAAAAUAACACGACCCCCAACUAGGAUAGAUUAGUCGGCACUGUUCCUGUGGUCCAAAAAAUUAAAACUUAUGCCAGAAUGCGUAGAAUACUAAUACCUAGCACAUAUGGAAGAUGCGAUAAACUGCGGUUGUAGGAAUAAUUUUAUUUUUCAAAAAUGCAUUUUUAGCCCCAUAAGAUGUUUUAUGCCCAACAUUCAAUUUUCUGCAAUCACAGUUUAUCGCCUCUUCCAUACGUGCUAGGUAUUAGUAUCCUACGCAUCCUGGCUAAAAAUCUAAUUUUUUAGAACCGGGGAACAGUGCCUGCGAAGCUAGCCUAGUUGGGGGCGUAGCAUUUUGGGGCGUGUCUGUUAGGGGUAACCCACCGCACAAACUGUCUGGCAGUGGUCAUUCAUGACUCCUGUGGUGGCUGUUUUAGGUGGUACAGAUUUCAGCUAAUCUAGCCUAGCUUUGGUCUAAAUAUUAGAUAACUCUUGUCAGGGAUACUCCACUACUACAAAUGUCUGGCAAUUACAUAGCUCUGUCAGGGGUACUCCACCACUAGAAAUGUCUGUCAGAGUGUUUUUGUAAUACCUGAAAAUGUACGGUUCACUGCAGUAAGAUUUUCGUGUGGUACACUUUUGAGCUAAUCUAGCCUACUGAGGGAUCUUGGCAAUUAGGGCGUGGAAUACCACACCCACCACCAGAAACCCGACAGACUUACAUUCUGAUGAUACCAGAUAUACAUACAUUGAUACCAUAUAGGAGAAAAUUGGUACCCUUUUCAGCUAGGUUGACCCCCUGGGCUCCCGGUCUAUUGUGUUAAGCUAUUAAUGUUAUGAACAUGAUCAAAUAGAUAUCAGCCAUUAACGGUAUUGCUUUCACCAAUAAUAUUUACAAUGUACAUGUACUGUAUGUAGCAUGAUGAAAUAAAAGAAAUAUUUAUUAUUAUUA